UUCACUAUUGUUUCAUAUGGGUUUAAAUAGGCUUCCUCUUCUUGUCUCAGCUUCUUUAAUGAAGCUUCAAUCAUGGCUCCAUGGGUCUCCCAAUUAAUUCUCCUUCUACUCUUCCCUCUCACUGUAAUCCCUUUCAAUUCAGACCUCAUAACACAACUACCAGGCCAACCCCCGAACUCUUCUUUCAAGCAGUAUUCAGGUUACGUCCUUACAGAUACUAACCAUGGUAGAGCCCUCUUCUACUAUUUUGUCGAGGCCGAUGCCCAUGACUCCAUCUCCCGCCCAUUAACGCUUUGGCUCAAUGGAGGCCCUGGAUGUUCAUCACUUGGAUUUGGCGCAUUCAUGGAACAUGGUCCUUUUCAGCCUGGUGAUAACUUUACCUUAAUUCACAACAAAUAUUCAUGGAAUUUGGAGUCCAAUGUGUUGUAUGUGGAGAGCCCAAUCGGAGUUGGUUUUUCCUAUUCAAAUACAAGCUCGGAUUACAUCCAUUGGAAUGACACUACAACUGCCAAGGACAACCUGAGAUUCCUCAUCAACUGGUUCGAAAAGUUUCCGGCUUAUAGAGACUCUGACCUUUACUUAACAGGGGAGAGCUAUGCAGGACAUUAUAUACCACAGCUUGCAACCCUCUUGGUGGAUUACAACAAACAACCCAACAUAAGACCCAUCAAGCUCAAGGCAAUCGCUCUUGGGAAUCCACUUUUGGACUUGGACAUAAGUGUGAAUUCAGAGGACUUCCUAUGGGCACAUGGAGUCAUUUCUGAUUCUGCACUGAAGCUCCAAAAAACAGUGUGUAACAUUUCGACGUAUCUUCGAUUUUAUGUCCACGACCAAUAUUCGCAAGCUUGCAAUGAUGUGUUCAACAUAGUGAAUGAUGAGCUGGGACCAGAUACAGAUAGAGGGGACAUCCUCUUACCCAUUUGCUUAAGUAAUGGGUCUUCAUUACAAGGAGUCUUCCCUAAAGGGAUUCAUGGAAAGAUUCAAGCAAAGAGAUCUUUGAGUAUAAGAAGUGGUGACCCAUGUCUUGGAGAUAGGGUGUUUGCCUACUUGAACAAGCCGGAAGUCCAAAAAGCACUUCAUGCCAACAUCACUCAUCUGCCCUUUCACUGGGACUUUUGCUCAGGGUCUCUCUCUCUCUCUUAUAAAAAAAGCUUACCAGGAGAAUUGAUUUUCCUUUCGAAAUUCAGGCCUCUAGUCUAUCAAGAAGACAAUUUGGACAUGGACGUAAUGCCACUCAUGGUUCACCUUCUCAACGAGAAUAUACCAGUCUUGCUCUACAGUGGGGACCAAGAUGCAAAGAUCCCCUUGACCCAAACAAGGAUCAUUGCCAAUCAACUGGCCAACACAUUGAAGCUUUUCUCCAUAACCAAGUAUGCUCCUUGGUAUGAUAAGAAACAGGUAAUACUCUCU
Messenger RNA from Amborella trichopoda, 1410 nucleotides. Lineage: Eukaryota; Viridiplantae; Streptophyta; Magnoliopsida; Amborellales; Amborellaceae. The record is from RefSeq and is a predicted model, not a curated record.